UUCAUUACAUCCAUUAUUAAUAUAUAUUGAUAUUUUUCGCAAUAGAAUAGAAUAUAAUAUACAUACAAAAUAUUAGACAUUUGAUAUGAAUUUUUAUUAAUUAUUUAAUGUCACUGGUUGUAGCCAAUUAUAAUAUAGUUCGUAACAAUAUCAUGGUUAUACUGUAGAAACCUCACAACACGAUUUAUAUAUACUGGCAACUUUAAUUAUAUAUAUACAAAAUAUUAGACAUUUAAUAUGAAUUUUUAUUAAUUAUUUAAUGUCACUGGUUGUAGCCAAUUAUAGUAUAGUUCGUAACAAUAUCAUGGUUAUACUGUAGAAACCUCACAACACGAUUUAUAUAUACUGGCAACUUUAAUUAUAUAUAUACAAAAUAUUAGAUAUUUAAUAUGAAUUUUUAUUAAUUAUUUAAUGUCACUGGUUGUAGCCAAUUAUAAUAUAGUUCGUAACAAUAUCGUCAUGGUUACACUCUAGAAACCUCACAACACGUUUUAUAUAUAUUGGCAACUUUAAUUAUAUAUUACAUGUUUAUCAAAUUUCAUAAGACGACAUUAUGAGAACGGAAACACAAUGUUUAAUUAAGAUAUUAUCUUUGUAUUAAUUCUAUCAUAUUACAAUAUGAUAGAAUUAAAUAAUAAUGAAUUCAAGUCAUACAUACAUACAUAGAUACAUAUAUACCUAUAUAUAUAGAAAUUUUACAUUGAUUAUACAUGAAGGCUUCUCUAUAAGCUUUGUUUGACAAAACAAAAGCCAAUUGUAGAUCGUUUCUUAAACGUUGACCAAAAAUAUCGUGAAUAUAUCAAUAAUAAUUAUGGCUUCAACUUCUAAAAAAAACAGCAGUUCUCGGCGAAAAGGUGUCUCUAAAAUUGAAUUAACAGAAGAUCAAAAAGCUGAUAUAAAGGAAGCUUUUGAUCUAUUUGAUCCAGAUGGAACAGGCAAAAUAGCAACUAAAGAACUUAAAAUAGCAAUGAGAGCUCUUGGUUUUGAACCAAAGAAGGAAGAAUUAAAAAAGCUUGUAGCUGAUUUUGAUCCAGAUUGUCUUGGGAAACUGUCAUUUGAGGAAUUUUUAAAUAUAAUGUCUGUAAAAAUGUUAGAGAAAGAUCCGAAAGAAGAAAUUUUGAGAGCCUUUCGGCUUUUUGAUGAUGAUGAAACUGGGAAAAUAUCUUUUAAAAAUUUAAAACGUGUAGCUAGAGAGUUAGGUGAAAAUCUUACGGAUGAAGAAUUACAAGAAAUGAUUGAUGAGGCUGAUAAAGACGGUGAUGGAGAAAUUUCUCAAGAAGAAUUUAUGCGAAUUAUGCGAAAAACCUGCUUAUAUAAAUAAAUGUAAUGAUUUGUUCGUUAUUUUCAUUUCGAAUUAAAUUAGUUUUAAAACCGUUUAAUUACAUUACAUGAUUUGCAAAAAAUUACAGAAUUUUAAAUUGUAAAAUUGUAUAAUUUAUAAAAAUAAUUAAAUAAUUAAGGUAUAAAA
Vespa crabro (European hornet) is the source of this 1468-nucleotide messenger RNA. RefSeq names its product caltractin. The transcript has 2 exons. Gene Ontology annotation, biological process: mitotic cell cycle; centriole replication. Bases 812 to 1321 code for a protein of 169 amino acids. NCBI's taxonomy places the organism in Eukaryota, Metazoa, Arthropoda, Insecta, Hymenoptera, Vespidae. Gene Ontology annotation, cellular component: centriole; centrosome. The record is from RefSeq and is a predicted model, not a curated record. Gene Ontology annotation, molecular function: calcium ion binding.